This is a messenger RNA of [Candida] anglica, 1413 nucleotides long. NCBI's taxonomy places the organism in Eukaryota, Fungi, Ascomycota, Pichiomycetes, Serinales, Debaryomycetaceae. The record is from the annotation of a GenBank genome assembly.
AUGAAUUCUUCGGAUUAUUGGGCCCAAUCUUCGUUCCAAGGAUAUGACGACCAGUCGGUGGGGUCUGGUACAUCUGCGCAAUCGUCACAUCAUCAGGUUCAAGUGCAAGAAACGAUUCCACCUGAAGAGCUUGUUGACUCGAUUGUCAAUGCAUCUUCCACAUCUUACCAUGCCGGCGAGGGCGUUCCUGAGCUUCAACUUGAAGGUGAGAGCUUGAUGGCCGAGUCUUCCGGAUACAGAUUUGGUGACCAUAUAGACGGUGAGCUGCUGAGAACGCACAAUCAUCACCACGAUAUCUCGGGCAGUUCUGUUGAUAGUAAUGUGAACAAUCGGAUAAGCACAUUCAACAGUAGUCAUCGUAGCGGGACAAGUCUCCAUCCGGGUGGUGGCUCUUCAACCACUUCAGGCGUGGCAUCUGCUGCUGCAGCCGCUGCAGCAGCUCAACAACUUUCCCCAGAACAAGUCCAACGCGUAUACUACCAAAAGGGAAUGCAAGAACUUGAAUCCCUCCAAUUACUUGACCUCUCACCCUUGGCAAAUUGGAAGCUUUCAUCAUCAAAGCCAGGGUUUGGCCUUCUGCAACUCCGUGAAGACUCUCCAGACUCGUUCUGGCAAUCAGAUGGGAGUAACAAUGGCAAUGGGAAUGGCAGUAACACAAACAAUAACAACGGUAUGAACCAGAAUGGGAAUGGAGAAUUGAACACACCACACCUGAUAACCAUUCAAUUCUCAAAGAAAGUGGCUAUUGAACGGAUCUCUCUAUUCACCAACUUCUCCAUUGACGAGUCCUACACACCAGCCAAGAUUCAGAUUUUAGCUGGUAGUUCUGAUGGUUGGGACUUGAGAGAAGUUUGUCUUGUCAGUUUCAACAAGCCAAUUGGAUGGUCCCAUAUAAUUUUCAAUGGGAUCCGGUCGGAUAGGGUACUCAAAUGUUUCCUCAUCAAACUUGUUGUGUUGUCAAACCAUCAGGAUGGGAAGGAUACACACUUGAGGUCGGUAAAGGUUUUCGGCAAGAAGACUAUGAAACGCCAGGGCACGAUAGGUGGGGCUGGUGCUGGACUUUCAGGGAAUAGAGGGUUACACGACAGCAAUGCUGACUCUGGAGUCCAUGGUCUUGGAGGAUGGAAUGGUGCUGGGGGUAGAGUUCUCCAUGGAGAUAUUCUUCGUGACAUGAGUGCAACCAGUGGAUUGGGCAGUCUUUCGGGGAUCCUGCUUAAUAGCCGGCAAUUACUGCUGCUGAUGAUGCUGCAACUGCUGCAACUAGUUCCCAUUCCACAGGGGGAAGACUCUGCAGCCGAUGGGAUAGAACCUUCGAGUGAGGCUGCUAUAGCAUUAGAAAAUGUAAAUGAGAUUAUUGGAUAUAAUUCUGGGUUCCAGAGCUUGGAAAUGAGCAGUAUUUCGUCUAUAAGGUAG